Lontra canadensis (Northern American river otter) is the source of this 469-nucleotide messenger RNA. Its product is annotated as spidroin-1-like. The transcript has 3 exons. NCBI's taxonomy places the organism in Eukaryota, Metazoa, Chordata, Mammalia, Carnivora, Mustelidae. The coding region runs from base 1 to 324 and encodes 107 amino acids. The record is from RefSeq and is a predicted model, not a curated record.
AUGCUCGGGCCCCGGCGGAUUAUAAGGCAGCCCCGCGGGCCCGGCCCGACAAAGUGCUGGCGAGCUGCGACUUGGGUAACGGCCCGCGGCGGCGCUGGGCGCGGACCCCGCGGUGCCCCUGCCGCCCUGGCGGGUGGGAGGGGGCCUCGGGACUGGGGCGCAGACCUGGGUCUCGGGGGAAGAAGGCGGCCCGGCAGGGGCAUCGUGGCCGCGGGCAGCCGCGUAGCUUCGGAACGCGGCGUUGGGGAAGGAGACCUUGAGGCGAUGGGGACAGUGCCUUCCCUCGCCCGGCGGGGCUGCGGCCCCGUAGUCAGCGGUUUUUAACCUAGGAUCUGCAGAUUGGUCUUCCAUGGUCAAUGGAAUUCAGGGGGUCUCUGAACUUGCGGAAGAAAAAAAAUUACAUCUUCUCAUUAACUUCUACAUAAAAUCUAGUUAUUCCAACUAUGAAUGUAGGCAACAAGCAAUGAGU